This is a messenger RNA of Dicentrarchus labrax (European seabass), 4253 nucleotides long. It is a transcript of the gene uvrag, whose product is annotated as UV radiation resistance associated gene. Gene Ontology annotation, molecular function: SNARE binding. The transcript is spliced from 15 exons. The record is from RefSeq and is a predicted model, not a curated record. Gene Ontology annotation, biological process: SNARE complex assembly. Bases 213 to 2435 code for a protein of 740 amino acids. NCBI's taxonomy places the organism in Eukaryota, Metazoa, Chordata, Actinopteri, Moronidae. Gene Ontology annotation, cellular component: lytic vacuole; endosome.
UUUCCGAACCAAGUGUAGCAAAAUAGCCCGUACUUUGUUUACGUCCCGUUGGUUAGCUGACAGCUGCUGUAGCACUUUGCCCACACAAACAACCGUGUCUGCAUGUCUCUGGCGGCUGCCUGGAGCUUCGAUAACUUUAAACAGAGUGUCCUGGAUGUGUUGGAUGGGGUGUUUUGUUGAAUGAGGGGGAGCUGCUAGAUGCCGACAGGAGGAUGAACUCCAUCACCGGUCGGGUUCUUGCCAUCCCCGCCGCCUCUGUCACCAACUCUGGAGCUUCAUCCUCUCGAGCCUUACAUGUAGAGCUCACAUCCCAGCAGAGACGAUUGCGUCACCUCCGGAGCAUCGCAGCCAGAAACAUUGUCAACAAGAAUGGUUCCCCACUGCUGGACACUUACUUCACCCUCCACCUCUGUAUAGGAGACCGCAUAUCUCGAGAUUUUUACAAGAGUGAAAUCAUACGAGACUCACUGAAUCCAACUUGGCGGAGCCUGGACUUUGGCAUGCUGCCAGACCUUCUGGACACCUCAGUGUCUUGCUUCGUGGUGAGGAUCUGGGGAGGGCAGGAGGAACAGUACCAGCUCCUCAUAGAAUGGAAGGUCAAUCUGGAUGGCCUCCGAUACACAGGACAACAGAUUCGAUCCAGGAAUCCAAAUGAGAUCAUAUUUGGAUUGAAUGAUGGCUACUAUGCAGCUGACUUUGAUCAUAAGGAUCUGUCGGAGCGGAAGAAAAACAGCCUGCUUCAGGUUGACCAGAGUUCAGUCAGGAACUCCUACAGUGUUUUCUCUUUGCUCAGGCUUCACACAGCCCAGAGAGCCAUCAAGCAGACCCAGGUGACAGUGCAGAAGAUUGGGAAGGAGAUCGAGGAAAAGCUGAGGACGACGGCAACCUGCACAGAGCGGAAGAAGGAGCGCGAGUGCAUGCAGCUGCGUAUAGCCGUGCUGCGUAGUGAACUUCAGCGGCAGAGGAAGGCGCUCGGCAGGGAGAUAGACCUGCGGCAGAAGGAGACGGUACAACUUCAGAAGAAAGAGGAAGCGUUCUCCGCUCAGCACGAGAGUCUGAAGGAGGAGAAAGAUUCCUUAACCAAGCUGCAGAAGGAAUGCACUGCCAAGAGAGAGCAGUUCCUCAAGUCCAACGCCCAGCUCACCUUCCGCUGUCGUCAGCUCCUCUCUGAGCUUUCCUACAUCUACCCCAUUGAUGUGGCCAAUCAGUCAGAUUAUGUCAUCUGCGGAGUGAAGCUGCCAAACUCUGAAGACUUUCAAGCAAAGGAUGACGGGAGCGUGGCAGUCGCACUGGGUUACACAUCGCACCUGGUCCUGAUGAUCUCGUGCUUCCUGCAGGUCCCUCUUAGGUAUCCGGUGAUCCACAAGGGUUCACGCUCCUCCAUCAAGGACACCAUCACUGACAGACUCACUGAGAAGGAGAGAGAAUUCCCUUUGUAUCCCAGAGGAGAGCGGUUUCAUUUUGAAUAUGGUGUCUACUUGCUCAACAAGAACAUUGCUCAGCUGAGAUAUCAACAUGGCUUGACCACCCCAGACCUGCAACAGACACUACCCAACUUGAAAAACUUCCUGGAACAUGGCCUGCUGGUCCGAUGUGACAGACACCAUGUCUCUAGCUCCAUCCCUGUGCCGACCAAGUCUCAGCUUGGUGUGUCUGCUGCCUCGGAUAUAGGCUACCCCUGCCACACCAGCUCCCCAGACCGAGGCCUGAGGAAGAGGGCGAGCUCGGAGGCCGAUAAGCCCAAAUACAAGCAAACUCCUCCACCCAGCUACAACACAGCCAUGGGUGAAGAGCAGUCCCCAGAUGGCCUAGCCACACCCUCGCCUUCGACCAAACACCUGUCCUCCUCCCUUGACGCCGGCAUGGCAUCACUUAACCUGGCCAAGACUAUGGAGGCCACCGAGGAGGGAGAGCAGAAGGAAGAGAAAGGGGAGAGUGGGGAGACGGGAGUGGAGGAGAGUCGCAGAAGCACUGACAGAGAGGCUGAAGUAGAAAAAGAAGAAGAGACUGAAGAGCAACCAGCCAGUAGCACAGUUGCACCCGACUCUUCUACAGUGCUGGACACUGGUGAGGAAACAGUGGCCACUAGUCAGCACACAGGUGCCAUGAACGGCUCUUUGGUACCAGAACAGGCACCUGUUAGCCUGGUCCCAGAGCUGCGCUGCUCUGUAGAGCAAGCUGAGGAGAUCAUGGGCACAGAGGCCACCGGUUUAGGCCUGGGGUUAGGAAUGGGGUUGGCGUUGGGACUAGCAGACGAGGCCCGGCUUGAAGACUACCGCUGCAUCCCCGUGGACCACGCUGUAGCUGUGGAGUGUGAUGAACAAGUGCUGGGCGAGCUGGACGUCGCUGGCUUUGAGGAGUUCUCCAGGCGCAUCUAUGCACUCAAUGAGAACAUGUCCAGUUUCCGUAGACCACGCAAGAGCUCUGAGAAGUGAGGCGGAGGACCUAAGGAGAGAGGGAGGCAUGAAAAGACUUGCACAGGGGGAUUGGACAAAUACAAGGCAGGGACAUGAACUGAGGGGACAAGGGUGGAGUCCCCCACUCCCUUACCGCAGCAUCAAAAAUCAUAGGAGCUAUUCUGGAAUAACGACCAAUUUGCACUUAUUGUCAACAUUUCCAUAAUAAUCUUUUAAAUGAAACAAGUUCAAAGUGAAGUAUGGGGACAGUAAGCUUUACUUUUAUGAUUGAUGCCAGCAUUAAUAUAUUUUUUAACAAUGGAUGGAACAAUGAACCAUUAUUCAGACAUUUUCAUUCACAAGAAUAUUCGGCCUCAGCGUUAACAAUCGCACUCUAUGAAUUAGUGUCCAUUAUUGUAGUCUGUUGUUCCAUAACAGGGGCCAUUCAUGUCAAAAGACACACAAACAAUGCAUAUCACUUACACUUUGUUUUCAGACCCUUACAGCAAUAAGAGCCCUUCUUGUACAAAACAUCAUUGUGUGUAAACUGCAUUUAAGAUUCACAGUGCAGCCUUAUUAGCCCAUAUUAAAAUGUUUCAAUGCAGCAGCUGCAUAUCCUUUUCCUUAUCACUGUACCUCAAGUUUCACCUUAACUAGAGGAGCUUUUUUGGGCAGUGUAUCAAUUAUAGAAUCAUUAAUAUAAACAUAAACAGAGAUUAAUAGUUGCAACUGGAAGUUUUAUCAUGUUGAAUCAUCACAGAGCCUGCUGUCCCAGUACUUACACCUUUGACUGUAUAAGCAAAGGUUUAGACGCUUUCCAAGCCUUCAUUCAGGGUGCAUGACAGUGGGUGUGUGCUGUAGGGAGGACAUGAUGUGUAUGUGUGUGUGUUACACAUAAGCAUGUACCCACAGUCACACAAUCACAGUUAGGUGUCCAGUAAUCCCACCAAUGACCUCUGACCUCUGAAAUGGCAGGAGUAUGCAACCAUAUAGCGAGGUGGGAGCUGGAACCGGUAGCCCAAUCAGAGACUCCCUAUCUGUGACACACGGCAUCUCCUCUCCUGCGACAGCUCAACCCACUCGCCAUUCUCAACGUCGAGUUUCUCCUUCAGGUCUUAAGACGAGGAUCACGAGAGUGGCUGGUUGGAGCUUACAGCACAUGGCAGGGAAAUGGUGCAAUUGUUUUUCUGUCCAUCUCCAUGUCCUCUUUUCUCUUUUAUUUUUUUAAUUUUAAUGUAUCUCAUCAAUAUUAACGUCAAUGUUAAUGUUAAGUCCACUGAUUCUCAUAUUCAGUAGACCAAAAAUUGAAUUCUGUGUCUGUGUUCAGUUGGAAUGUCUCACUCAGGCUCGACUGUAAGUGUUAAUAGUAAGUGUCUCGAUCCCAUUGUCUGUGAUUUUGUCCUGUGUCUCCAUGUUCUGAAUGCUUUCUUGCACUGGUAUUCAAUUAUUGCAUUAUUUAUGUCUCUCAACAAUUGUGUGUGCUUUGUUUCAAAGGAGAUCAAUAUCUAGUUUUAUUUUCCCCAUUCACAUGGGAUGUCGCUCAUUAUUAUUGUCAGAUGUUAGACUGAUAUCAUAACCAGUGUCUGGGUCCUGACGUAGACAGCUGCUUUGCAUCGCCCGCCGUGACAAAGAUGGACUCUCCACCAGCAGCCCACUUUGUGAUUCAGAUCCAGCACUGUGGUUGCUAGCUGUUGAGAAUUAUUGUAUUUAAAACUAAAAGAUGAACCAUGUUAGAUCAUUUCCAUAAACUGCUAUACAGUCCAGUAAUUGACCAUGUACAUAUACUUUUGUAUGGAGGGUUUUUUUGUUAUUAAAGACUUGCAGUCCAAUGGCAUGGAUGUAUGUAGCCCCCUUUAA